This is a messenger RNA of Brassica rapa (field mustard), 4891 nucleotides long. RefSeq lists its product as uncharacterized. The record is from RefSeq and is a predicted model, not a curated record. Lineage: Eukaryota; Viridiplantae; Streptophyta; Magnoliopsida; Brassicales; Brassicaceae.
CUACCUCGAGAAUUCAAACACAUAUCUUCAAAUUUAAUUUAACAAAAAAUUUCAAACUUAUCAUUCGGUUGCAACAAUAAUAACAAUAUUCCAUAAUAUUCACAUAAUUUAAAAAUAAUUUUUAUAAAUUGAUGGUCGGUUUCAACUAAUCCACACAAUAUGGUAUUACUUGAGGGUUUAAAAGAAGGAUAUUCUUUAUGUAUAUAUGAUAUCAUGAGUUCUAUUCAUCCGUUUUCCUCUAUUGUUGGUUUAAAAUCAGCAAAUAUACUAUAAGAUAGCAAUAUCUACAUUAUAGCUAACCAUAAAAACAAAUUCGUAAUAUCUACAUCUAAUAUAUAUUAAUUACGAUUUUACUAACAGUAUAUUCUGUCUAAAUACCCUAACAGUUCUACUCAUAUAUAUCAAUCUCAGUGCUCUUAAAAUCAACCAUCACCUUAACUAAAACACUUUCAGCCAUGUCUAUGUUUUUUUUUUUUAAACAACAGCGAUGUCUAUGAUUAAGGCUUUUUCGUUACUAAAAGACAUUAAGCCCUACAAAGAGGGAUGGCGCAUCCAAGUGAAGUUGAUUCAUUGGUGAGGCAGAAAACCAAUUAUGGAGGUGAUACUUUUGAGAUGAUUUUCACAGAUGAAACUGUAAAGAGUAUUUGAAUUUUUAUUUUUUUCUCAAAAUCAAUAAUGUGUACUAAGUUUUGAAAUCUGUUUUUGUUUCAGGGUAAUAAAAAUACACUGCUUGACCAGAAAAACUAUCAUACAACGUACCCAUAGUAAAUUACGCCUUGGUGAAUGGCGACUCAUAGACACGUUUACAGUGUCUCAUGCAAGAGGUCAGUAUCGUCCGACAGACCAUCACCUAUAAUAGUCAUCUGCGGUAACAAUUUACCAAGUUUAGGAUGAAGAUUUUGGUAUCUCAAGUGACUGAACAUGGAAGUUGCAAAAGUAAGUUGCUGAUACUGCCUUGAUUGUACACAAACUCAUUAAAAGUUACAUACAAAAUCAACAUGUGUUUUUCAGAAACCGAUCAAACUAAAAAUUAAUGAGUUUAUAAUCUUCAUCUUUGAUCCCAAUCAACAUAAUCAGUUUACGUAUCACCAUAUAUCUAUUCUAUUAAUAUAUAUUCAAUCAAUACUAUUAACAAUCAUGGUUCAUAGUCUGGGUGAUCAAUCCUAGACCUAGCAUUAAGAACAACUAGAUGAAGAACUAUUAAAAUAUCCUAACAACAAUUCAUAUUAUCAAUACAUAGAUCACCCUUUGAAGAACCCUAAUCUAACAAUAAGAAUACUCAAACAUAUUCAUAAGAAACAUGGUCAUGAUAGUAUGAAUAAUACUUAAAGUGAAAUGAGUAUGAAACGUAACAAGACAAACUAAAGAAACAAGGGAGUUUAAAAUCUUUUAUGUUAUGAAGUUCAGAUCUCUCUCUCCUCUCCUAAACUUUCCAACCUAUCAAGUUUGCCUCCUCUUCAAGUGUGUGAUAAUGGUGGAAGAAGUCUCAAUAAGGUCUGCCUCAAAAAUGAUACAAAACCCUGAUAAAUAGCCUAACAUGCGGCCAAGAACUUAUGGUGCAAUAACUUGGAGUUUUGGAUAAAACUUGUAAUUUUCUUAAAUGCUGACUCUCGCUCGUUCGACAUCAAUAGCUCUAUGUCGAUCGAUAGUGGAAGUGAUCUGUCGAUCGAUGUUUAUUUUCAAUAAUUGAUCCACCUUAGUGAUUUCAGCAUAACUCUUAAAAAGGUUCCAAAAUACUCCAAAAUCACUAUUUUCCUCAAAUGAGUACCUAAAGUUGUAAAAGCUCUGAAAAGACUCCAUAUAUAAAAGACUCUACAAAUAUCUAUAAAUUAUGGUUAAAAUGGUUAAAAUCCAUGACAUAUCAUCGUACACACGCAAGAUAGAUGUGUGUUAGUUUACAUUGGAUCUCUAUUGGUGUAUCUAUUUUCUAUAUUUGUUUUGAUAGUUAUCAUUGUUUAAAAAAAAAUUCCUAAAAAGCUUAAUAAUACAAUCGACAAAAAAAAAUUGAAUAUACUCAAUUACACAUUGGGAUAUUUCGCGUGACAAUAGUAUUUCUAAAUUGGCUUUAGGUACAAUAUAUAAGAGUUAUUAUGAAAGGAACAUCUUACUUCAUGUUUCUUAGCUUUAAGUCUAGUGUUAUCAAUUUAAUUCCUACAUUUGGGAAUCGUUGAUCCAGAAAUCUCAUUCCACCGGUUCGAGUACAGAUCAGGUUCUUGUCUUCUAGCUGUUUGUAGGUGGGACCCACUACUUUUCGUUUACGUUUGACGGUUUUAACGCAUCUCGUUUCGAGAAAAAUACCAAAGCAGAGCAAACGCCACCGAACCAAGAACCAAAAGUAGGCAGCAGCAAAGAUCAUAUCAUUAUCUAUGGGGAGGGGAGAUUCAGACACCCAUCCAUGGCGGAACAAAACCUAAACUCUUUAUCAGAGGAGAAGACUGUAAGAGCGCCUAAUGUGUUAGAACGGGUCAAAGAAGAGAUAGAGGCAAUAGGUCAUCAUCCUGAAAAGUCAAGGAGCCACCAUCACAAAGAGACUCAUGGAACAAGUGACGACAUUGACCAGAAUACACCAGUUGAUGAUGUGAAAGGACCUGGUUUCUUUGAACGCGUCAAAGAAGAGGUAGAAGCCAUCGUUAAUGCUGUUGUUACUCCUAAGCAUUCUCCAAAAAAGUGAAUGUUUCAUAGUUACUUCCAAAGCAGCCCCGGGACCGGGACGGGGACCGGAAACUGGGACGGGAGCGGAGACGGGAAACGUCAAACUUAAAAUUUGUAGAUACGAGUACGGCAUAGAAACGGCGACCAUGUUAUAAGAAAAUAUAAAAAUAUCCAUAAGUCAAAAUGUUAAAAUCUGAAACAUAAGCUUUAACAGAAGCAAACACACUUGAUCAAAAUACUAGACAUCAGCAGAAACAAUAGCAAACAUACUUGAUAAAAAUACUAGAUAGCAACAGAAACAGCAACAGAAACAGCAGCAAACACACUUGAUUAAAAUACUAAACAACAACAGAAUAAACUAAUCAUCUAGUAGCCCAUUUUCGAAUUCCGGUUCAUCUAGUGAAAGGUCAGCAAACUCCAAGAAUCCUACAUCUUCCAUAGAAUCAAAUCCAUCUCCACCAACGUCCCACAUCUUGGUCUUUUCAGCUUCAUAUUGAUCAGAAUUCCUUGAUAGAAGUCUUAGGUUGUUGUGGAUGAAAACUAAGUCUUGAGCACGACUAGGAUUUAACCUGUCCCUUCUUAGUGAAUGAAUGAAUGAGUAAGUACUCCAAUUACGCUCAGCACAUGAAGAUGAACUAGGCUGUCCAAGUAACCUAAAAGCCAAAGCUUGGAGUAGAGGAGUUUGAGCACCAAAGUUAGCCCACCAACUUUUGGGAUCCAUAGUAGACAUCAUUGAAAUGGAUGUUAAAUCUUCAAAAGGACCACUCUUCAUCGAGAACAAUGCAUACUCCUGCAUAACUUUCAUGUGAUCCUCAUUGCUUGGAAACAAUCUUCAAAAGCACUUUAUCCUUUCAUGUGAAAUUUCUGCAUCCCUAUGUGGACAUUUUCUUGCCAAAUCUUCAUUCAGCCAAUCAUCACUAUAAAAUCAACAAAAUACAGAACAAUAUAUAAACAUAUAUAUGUGACAAAUGUAAAAUAAAAUGAUAAAUCAUAUAUUAAAAUCAUACCUUAGAUUUAAAGAAUGAGCUAGACAAUGUAGGGGAGUGUUAUUCCUUGUCCAGCGAGCCACCAAAAUUUCAUAAACAACAUUGUAGAAGGGACUGAAUUCAGACAUUGAACGCUUUUCUCUCUUGUAAAUCUCAGCUUUCACCUUCUCGAUCAUAGAAUCCCACAUCUCAUAUACCAAGUGAAGACAUGGUUUGUCGGUGUCACAAAAUCUAAUCAUCUCAUAUAUAGAUCUUGUGAAAUCUAUAAUAUAAGAUACCUUUUCCCACCAGUCAUCAUCUACAACCUUCUCUUUAACAAAGCUUGCUUUCCCAAUUGUCAUCAUCUCUGUAAGUAGACCAUUCUUCACUUAUAACCAUGGCUUGAAGACCCCUUCUGAUCAGCUUCAAUCUCUUAAGCAUCACAAUGAUUGAGGCAAACCGUGUAUCAGCAACCUUAAGUAGUCUCAGCGGACAGAACUUACCAAAAAUGGCUAGUCUCAUGUUGUGGUUUCAUGAUGAAGUUUUUUAUUGCAAUGGCAUCUCCAUGAAUGUCAGUAAUCCAAUUACACUCCUCAUAUGUUUCUUGAUUUGCUUCCACAUACCUUGGUGCACAAAUAUUUUUCAGAGCGAGAUUGAGAGUAUGAACAACACAUGGUGUCCAAUAGAUGUGAGGAAACCUCCCCUCAAUAAGGUCUCCAGCCGCCUUACAAUUUGAAGCAUUAUCUGUGAUGACUUGUACAACAUUUUGAUCGUAUGUAUGUAAGAACAAACUUAAUUUCAUAUUAUCAUAUAUAUCUCUGAGUGUUGGACCUAUGAGGGUUUAAUAGUUUCUAAGUAUGAAGUCUUUCACACGUACCAGAAUUGUGUUGAUUCGCAGUGGAUAUCAGCAACAACAUUGUCUGUCAAUUGAUGAAUAUCCUAUAUUUGUUAGUCAUUUCUCUUGCAAAUGUGACUCAAUGGAACUUGGUUAAGUCCUGGUUCAACAGUUGUUUCUUUAAAAGAUGAAGUCUGUUUGAAACAGAAGGUUUAUAAGUAAACGGGAUUUAUGUAACCAUCCAUAUUCUAUAGGAUGGACAAAUCGAAUAUGUAAAGUGACAAAUUACAAAUAAUAGGAAUAGACAUAAACAAAACUAGGAUAAGACUUGUGCCUUGCGCAUGUUAAAUUUAUAUGAAAAUUAUUUAAACAAUAUUGUAUGAAAAAAAUAAAUGUAUAUUUUUGAUCGAAUUAAUAUUUUGGCCUUUAAAAUUUUUUU